CGGGAAGAGGGGGGGAUCCCGCACUAACGUACACAAUACCAGCCCCGACUGCCCGAGCACACGAGCGGCGCCACGGCGCUGUACUACCCGGAAUCACGUGGUAUCCUGCAAGACGUGUGAUAGACGGCCGGUGUCAUGUGUAGUCGAGGACCGAGUUGGACAGUAGGAUAAAAUAACAAGCUCAUAAUUUUCUGUUGAUAUAUGAGAAGAAAUGGAGACUUUAACAUUUCCUGAAUCAUUUGCUUGGGGAGCAGCAACUGCGGCCUAUCAGAUUGAAGGAGGAUGGGAUGCAGAUGGGAAAGGCCUCAAUAUCUGGGAUACGUUCACUCAUCAGGGAGGAGAUCGAGUUUUUAAGAACCAGACUGGAGAUGUAGCUUGUGGCAGCUACACACUGUGGGAAGAAGAUUUGAAAUGCAUCAAACAGCUUGGAUUGACUCAUUACCGCUUCUCUCUUUCCUGGUCACGUCUGUUACCUGAUGGGACGACAGGUUUUAUCAACCAGAAAGGGGUUGAUUAUUAUAACAAGUUGAUCAACAGUCUCCUUGCCAUGAAUGUAACUCCACUGGUGACGCUCUAUCAUUUUGACAUGCCUCAAGCCAUAGAGGAUCAAGGUGGAUGGAAAUCGGAGAAGACGACAGAGGUCUUUGAGCAAUAUGCAAAGUUUUGCUUCUCUACCUUUGGCGACAGAGUUAAAUUCUGGAUUACUAUUAAUGAGCCAAUUAUGGUUGCCAGGCUUGGCUAUGAGCUGGGCAUAAUUGCCCCAGGAAAAAAGGAACCAGGCUUUGGUGCAUAUCAGUCAGCUCACAACAUGAUCAUAGCCCAUGCCAAAGCAUGGCAUGCCUACACCACCAUUUUCAAAGAAAAGCAAAAAGGAUUUGUCUCCAUUGCUCUGAAUUCUGAUUGGGCAGAGCCUUUGGAUCCUAAUUCUAGAGAUGAUCAAGAAGCACGUGAGAGAUAUUUAAUGUUUGAGCUCGAUUGGUUUGCAAAGCCGAUCUUCGUUGAUGGGGAUUAUCCUGCAGUGAUGAAAUUGGAGAUUUCCAGAAAGAGUCAAGAACAAGGAUUGCUGACAUCUAGACUUCCAGAAUUCACAGAUGAAGAAAAAAACAUGAUAAGAGGCUCAGCCGAUUUCUUCUGCCUAAACUAUUAUACUACUCGAAAAGUCAAACCUCUCAAUGUAAAGCAAAGUGGACCAAGUUAUAGCUCCGACAUGGGAGCAGAAGGAAUAAAGGAUCCGGAAUGGGUUGAAGCUGGAGUGGAAUGGCUUGCUGUUGUUCCUUGGGGCAUACGUAAACUGUUGGCUUAUAUAAAGGACAAGUUUGGUGACCCAGAUAUCUACAUCACCGAGAAUGGAUUUGCUCAGAAUGACUCUCCAGUCCUCCAAGACACACACAGAUGGGGAUACUUUCAAGAAACUUUGGGAGAAGUUCUGAAAGCUAUCAAACAAGAUGAGGUGAAGGUUAGAGGUUAUUUUGCUUGGUCCCUACUUGACAACUUUGAAUGGAUUUCUGGCUACAGUGUUCGGUUUGGAUUGUUCCAUGUGGAUUUUAACCAGCCGAAUCUUCCAAGAACGCCGUACUUUUCUGCUAUUGAGUAUGCCAAAGUAGUAAAAGGAAAUGAAUUGAUUUAUAAGUAGAAUAUGUGCCAACUUCCUCUUAUUGUGAUGUUUUUGUUUUUUUGGAGAUACUGGAGAACACACUUGUGUCAUCUUCAAUGGAACAGUGUUUUUUCAGCUCUUUUUUACAUACUAAUUGAUUUCUAGCCUCCUGGCCCCUGCCGUAUGCAUGGAAAGUUACUUCAGACUUCAUGAACACGGCAGUCAGAUACCAGGUACCACUAACCAACUACAUUGCAAGGGGAAAAAAAGGGAAAAGAACCAAUAA
Bufo gargarizans (Asiatic toad) is the source of this 1880-nucleotide messenger RNA. Its product is annotated as cytosolic beta-glucosidase-like. Gene Ontology annotation, molecular function: hydrolase activity, hydrolyzing O-glycosyl compounds. The transcript is spliced from 6 exons. Lineage: Eukaryota; Metazoa; Chordata; Amphibia; Anura; Bufonidae. Bases 212 to 1633 code for a protein of 473 amino acids. Gene Ontology annotation, biological process: carbohydrate metabolic process. The record is from RefSeq and is a predicted model, not a curated record.